UGUGUGUAUAUGAGUGUGUGCGCACACCUAUGGACCGGCCAGUCGGAGCUGAGAGGGGGUGUCAGUGUGUAGCGCCGGCUAGUCGUGGACAGUGUUGGCCGGGCUCUGCAGUUAUGCAAAGUUCAGAUUGCUCUUGAUCCGUGUUUGACCACCAUCCGUCUGCAGGAGAGUGUGUGACGUGUGUGUGUGUGAGUGUUUUGGAGCGGGAGACACUCUGUCCGGCCCGAUGGUUCUGAGUGUGUGAAUGUCGCCCCAGGCCAUCAUGGGAUCGUCGACGCUGGGCAAGGCUGCCACUCUCCACCAGCUGCUGGAGGCCUGCAUUCAUGCCUUUGAUGAUAACGGGGAGCUCCAGGGAAACCUGUUCCCUCGGACGGUCCUGCUGAUGCACCGCUGGUAUGUCACCUCCACGGAGCUGGCUGGGAAGCUGCUCAUGCUAUAUCGUGACUGUCAGGGCAACGACUGCCAACGGACGCGACUCAAGAUCUGCUAUUUAAUGAGGUACUGGAUUGUGCAGUUCCCGGCUGAGUUCAACCUGGACCUGGGCCUGAUCAGGAUGACCGAGGAGUUCAGGGAUGUGGCGGAGAAGCUGGGCUGUGAGGACCAUUUCAAGCUCAUCGACAUCUCCACCAUCCCGUCAUACGACUGGAUGAGAAAGCUGACCCAGCGGAAAAAACAGGCCAAGAAGGGCAAGGCCUCUCUGCUGUUCGACCACCUGGAGCCUAUGGAGCUGGCUGAGCACCUGACCUUCUUGGAGUACAAAUCAAUCAGGAGGAUAUCAUUCACAGACUACCAGAGCUACGUGAUCCAUGGCUGCCUGGUGGACAACCCCACGCUGGAGCGUUCCAUCGCCCUCUUCAAUGGAGUUUCCCAGUGGGUGCAGCUGAUGGUGCUCAGCAAGCUAACGCCCCAGUUACGGGCGGAGGUCAUCACCAAGUACAUCAACGUGGCACAGAAACUGCUCCAUCUGCAGAACUUCAACACGCUGAUGGCUGUGGUGGGGGGCCUGAGCCACAGCUCCAUCUGUCGCCUGAAGGAGACUCACUCGCACCUCUCUCCAGAGGUCACCAAGAUUUGGAAUGAGAUGACCGAACUCGUCUCCUCGAAUGGAAACUACUGCUCCUACCGCAAAGCCUUCAACGAGUGCGAGGGCUUCAAGAUCCCCAUCCUGGGGGUGCACCUGAAGGACCUGAUUGCCGUGCAUGUGGUCUUCCCCGACUGGGUGGAGAACAGCAAGGUGAACAUCGUCAAGAUGCAGCAGCUGUACAUGACCUUCAGAGAGCUGGUGUCCCUACAGAGCGCCCAGGCCCAGGUGGAGCCUAACAUGGACCUCAUCCACUUACUCACGCUUUCUUUAGACAUGUACUACACUGAGGAUGAGAUUUAUGAACUCUCGCUGGUGAGAGAGCCACGCAAUCCCAAGUCACUGCCCACCUCUCCCACGACCCCCAACAAGCCCCUGGCUCCGCUGGACUGGGCGUCUGGGGUGACCACCAAACCUGACCCGUCUGUGGUCAACAAGCACAUCAGGAAGGUUGUGGAUUCUGUGUUUAGAAAUUACGACCAUGACCAUGAUGGCUACAUCUCUCAGGAGGACUUUGAGAGCAUCGCUGCCAACUUCCCUUUCCUGGAUUCUUUCUGUGUGUUGGACAAAGACCAUCAACUGCCACAAACAGUGUCGGGAGCUGCUGGUGUUGGCUUGCCGGAAACUUCCGCGCUCUACCUCCCAUGGCAGCGUGUCGCCGGGCCCGCUGACCCACAGCUCCCUGCCCAGUAGCCCCGCCCGCCCUGCCUCCUGCAAAGGGGAAGAUGACGACGAGGUGUUCGAGUUUCCCAGCGUGACGGCCGGCGGCGCGGACCUGGAGGGCCAGCAGUCCAUCACGCUGAUGACGGGCUCGGCGCAGCGGAUCUCGGUGCGGCUCCAGCGGGCCACCACCAGCCAGGCCACGCAGACGGAGCCGCUGUGGGGCGACCACGGCUGGGCGUCGGGCGACGGCGGCUCGCACACCUUCCCCAAGAUGCGCUACCGGCCGCACCGCAAGGCCUCCAAGGGCUCCAAGGGUUUCGCGCGCUGGGAGAACGACACGACGACGCCGCCGACGACAACGACGCCGACGCCCUCGACGACGACGACGGUGGGAGGGGGAGUGCCCGCCGGGCAGCCGAGGAGCCGCAGGGACUCCCAGGAGCAGACGGAGGGGUCGGCGGUGGAGGUGGCACACAAUGGCAUCGCCAUGCACAGACAGAAAACAGAUGUCCCCGGAGUCAUGGUGGACAGCUGACUUAUCCACCCUGGGGGCCAGUGUCGGAGCCCCCACCGGCCCUCAGCUUCUCGUCCACGGAGGCUCUCAUCGCUGGGGGAUGUCUUGGGGUGUCUGAGACCCCCGUUUGGUGACAAGGACUAGGGCGCUCCUCUCUGCCCUCACCCCCCCCUGUCCGUCAGCUUCUGCUGGGGCAAAGGACACAGUGGAGAAAGCCCCAGAGGUCACUCUUCAGUGGACAGAUGGAGGGAGGGACGGACGGAAGAAUGGACUGAUGGAUGGGUAGUAUAGACAGAAAUAGAUGGGAAUACAAUAGGUGGAAGAGCUGUCUGUCCAGGUGGAACUGAUUCACAGUCAGCUCACACCCUGUACUCUCCUGACACACUGUAUGUGUGUGUGUGUAUCCCAGCAGGGUCAUACUCUGGCUAACUUGGUUGGGAGGCUAAAAGACAGCAGAAAUCGGAAUGCCACGGCAUAGAAAGACUUGGCUGGCCAGACGUUUGACAUGUGUUUGUAAUUGGGCGUGUGAGAGUGUGUGCGUGCGUUUGGAAGUAUAUUAUGUACACCCAUGAGAAUGUGUACCAUAUGUUGAAUCAUAAAGGGUUACUAUGUGAACUGCUGAGAAGACAGAGCUAGUUAAGUUUGGUAUAGAGCACUAACACUGGUUGAACAGCAAGUAGAGAAUAUCUUGAAUGUUGAAGAUGUGCAGAGUGAUUAUGAGUAAGAUGUUAAUAGUUGAAGUAAAAUAGGAUGUGCUAGAAGGGUAUUGUGCCAAGGAAUAAUCUCUAAAAGGCUCAAGGAAUAUGUGGUGGAAAUAUCAGCAGGUACAAAGUAUGUUGUUUUAUAGGGUGGAUGGAUGCCGAAAACUGAUUUGCCAGAUUGAGUGUUGAUAAUAAUAUUGUUUUUUUUUCUGCCAGUUUUGUUGUCAAGUUCCAGAUCCCAGGAAUAUGGUACUUUCUUUAUUGACAAGAAUUCAUGAACAACACAUGAUGAAAAUGUUUAUUUUUUUAGUAAAAGAAAAUAUGGUCAUCAUUAAUAUCAUAAAGGGAUUUCAAUUUUGAUAAAUGGAAUCAUCACACCACUUAUUUUACUGUCUGGACUACAAAAUUAAAAAAAAAAAAACAAUCCAGCCUAUGACCUAUAACCUUUAUGGUUCUCAGGAAUACCACAUCACAUUGUAUCGAUGGACGAAAAGCAACACAGUGCUACGCAGGCAUUCUCUCAGGGCUGGGCCAGGUUUGGCUAGAACACUGGCUCUUGCCAUCGCCAGCUCUCUCACCUGCAAGCCAGGUGUGCGUGU
Molecule: messenger RNA, 3558 nt
Organism: Sardina pilchardus (European sardine)
Lineage: Eukaryota; Metazoa; Chordata; Actinopteri; Clupeiformes; Clupeidae
Gene: rasgrp3
Product: RAS guanyl releasing protein 3 (calcium and DAG-regulated)
Biological process (GO): Ras protein signal transduction; positive regulation of GTPase activity
Cellular component (GO): plasma membrane
Molecular function (GO): calcium ion binding; guanyl-nucleotide exchange factor activity
Source: RefSeq, a predicted model, not a curated record